This is a messenger RNA of Trichechus manatus latirostris (Florida manatee), 1612 nucleotides long. RefSeq names its product gamma-aminobutyric acid type A receptor subunit rho2 (gene GABRR2). The transcript is spliced from 9 exons. Gene Ontology annotation, cellular component: synapse; GABA-A receptor complex; neuron projection. Gene Ontology annotation, molecular function: GABA-A receptor activity; chloride channel activity; extracellular ligand-gated monoatomic ion channel activity. Gene Ontology annotation, biological process: chemical synaptic transmission; regulation of membrane potential; signal transduction. The record is from RefSeq and is a predicted model, not a curated record. NCBI's taxonomy places the organism in Eukaryota, Metazoa, Chordata, Mammalia, Sirenia, Trichechidae. The coding region runs from base 2 to 1471 and encodes 489 amino acids.
AAUGGUUAAGCCAGGGGGGAUUUGCCCCGCCGCAGGUUACUGGAAAGCAGCUUGUUCCAUUAUAGACAUCCACAAAAUGCCUUAUUUUACAAGACUCAUUUUGUUCUUGUUUUGCCUGGUGGUUCUUGUGGAAAGCAGAAAGCCCAGGAGGAGGAGAUGGACAGGGCAGCUGGAAAUGCCCAGGCCAAGUCACUUAUAUAAGAAGAACCUCGAUGUAACCAAAAUGCGAAAAGGAAAACCUCAGCCGCUUCUCCGAGUGGACGACCAUGAUUUCACCAUGAGGCCCGCCUUUGGAGGCCCUGCCAUCCCGGUUGGUGUGGACGUGCAGGUGGAGAGCCUGGACAGCAUCUCUGAGGUGGACAUGGACUUCACCAUGACCCUGUACCUGCGGCAUUAUUGGAAGGACGAAAGGCUGGCCUUCCAGAGCACUAGCAACAAGAGCAUGACCUUCGAUGGACGGCUGGUGAAGAAGAUCUGGGUCCCUGAUGUCUUCUUUGUUCACUCCAAAAGGUCAUUCAUCCAUGAUACUACUACUGACAACAUCAUGCUGAGGGUUUUUCCAGAUGGCCAUGUGCUGUACAGCAUGAGGAUUACAGUCACUGCCAUGUGCAACAUGGACUUCAGCCACUUUCCCCUAGACUCGCAGACCUGUUCGUUGGAGCUGGAAAGCUAUGCAUACACAGAUGAAGAUCUGAUGCUGUAUUGGAAGAAUGGGGAUGAAUCGCUGAAAACAGAUGAGAAGAUCUCCCUGUCUCAGUUUCUGAUCCAGAAGUUUCACACCACUUCCAGACUCGCCUUCUACAGUAGCACUGGCUGGUACAACCGUCUGUACAUUAACUUCACACUGCGUCGCCACAUCUUCUUCUUCUUGCUGCAAACCUAUUUCCCUGCUACCCUGAUGGUCAUGCUGUCCUGGGUAUCCUUCUGGAUUGACCGCAGAGCUGUGCCUGCCAGAGUUUCACUGGGUAUCACCACGGUGCUGACCAUGUCCACCAUUAUCACGGGCGUGAACGCCUCCAUGCCCCGCGUCUCCUACAUCAAGGCCGUGGACAUCUACCUCUGGGUCAGCUUCGUGUUCGUGUUCCUCUCGGUGCUGGAGUACGCGGCCGUCAACUACCUGACCACUGUGCAGGAGCGGAAGGAGCGGAAGCUGCGGGAUAAGUUCCCAUGCACAUGUGCAAUGCUUCACUCAAGAACCAUAAUGCUGGAUGGAAGCUACAGUGAGUCUGAGGCCAACAGCCUGGCCGGGUACCUGAGAAGCCAUCUUCUGACAGAAGAAGAAAGGCAAGACAAAAUAGUGGUCCACCUGUCCCUGAGCAAUGAAUCUGACUCCAGGAAGAAGGGGCUUCUGAAGGGCCAGAUGGGUCUUCGCAUCAUCCAGAACACUCACGCCACCGACAAGUAUUCCAGGUUGAUAUUCCCUGCCUCCUUCAUAUUUUUCAACUUAAUUUAUUGGUCAGUGUUUUCCUAGGGGCUCCAAGGCUGUGCCUGGGAAUGGGUGUGGAAAACGACGAGGCAUGACCAGUCAUGGACCUGCUGAACGUGCUCCCCUCACUAGAUGGAGCUGCAGCUCCUGGAUCCUGUGAGCAGGGUCUCUCGCUCAAAGGAGCCC